CUCACCCGUGGACUAACCCAUGUUCGUUAAAAAUGGUGGGAGUACCUUACACUAAAUCUCAGAGAUGGGGUUAUGUUAGGAUCAUCACGGGAACGAUUCUCGGAGGGGCACUCGGAUUUUACGUUAUGCACCGGUUGGAAGUAUCUCACAAGGAGAAAAUGAAAAAGAGGUUGAUCGAGUACGAGAAGGAAAAGGAAAAGAGGAUGAUUCUUAAAGGCGAUUUGGAAUCCGAGUUUGCGGAAUCAGACCUUUCUUAGCUUCUUCAAAGCUUCACCGUUUUUUUUUUUCUUUUUAUUUAGUUAGAAAGACUUUUUGAUUAAGGAUUUUGAGGAAAAAAUUUGUAACGAUGAUGCUACACUUCAGCAAUCCUGCAAAAUUGAAAACCAAAAGGAUUAUAUUUGAAGAAAUCUACGGUGCGGGUGAUCCAUCCACUCUAAUGGAGUUGAAAGAAUUAAGUGCUAGGCGCAGAGCAAUCGAGGAGUCCAUUAAUGAGACCAGUGUUACUGCAAAUGCCACUGCAAGAGAAAUGGCUGGAGGAUUGACUUCUAGGCUUGAACAAGACCUGCUGAAGCUGGAAGUGUAUCUGCCAUUGUUGGAAAACUUAGUAUUCCAUGCUACCUCGUCUGGGAAUGGUGGUUCUGGUGUGGAACUGAAGAUAAGUUGGUCUAGUGCUUUAAGUCCCACUCGCUUCAGUGGUUGCAAGUUCCUUCACAAUGAUGAGUUGUGUUUUGAGCAUGGGAUGGCUCUUUUCCUUUAUGGUGCAAUCUUGAGAGAGAGAGCCCAAGAAGUUUUAUUGAGAGGAGAUCUAGCACAAUCCGGGGAACUCUACAGGAAAGCAGCCGGUGUUUACCAUCAUCUGUUUCAGCAGGUACUCCCUAGUUUGAAACCUGCAGUAGGUCAGGAAAGGCCACCACCAGAGACCAACCCUUCCCUUUCCAAUGUUAUGAACUUCAUUUGCUUGGCCGAGGCACAGGGUGCAGCUCUAAGAAAAGCCGUGGAGAAGAGGAUGAGUGUAGGACUUUUAUCAAAGCUCGAUUGUGGAAUCAAAGAGUUACUUGAUCAGGCUUAUAGUAUUUUAAAUUCAUUUAAUGGGAAAUGCGAAAUAAUUUCAUCGAAGCUUGAGGAGUUUAUAUGCUUCUCAAGAUCUUUGCAUGAGUUAAGGAGCAAAAGGUACUUGGCUGAUAGUUUGAAGAAUGGUUUGAAGAAAGGGGAUGUAGGCUUAGCGAUUGGUGUUCUUCGUAUGGCGCUAGAAAAUAUAAAAGGAAAAACUCCAAAAAAAGAAUCAUGGCAGUUGGUGUUCAAGAAGGAAAUUAAGACUGUUCACGAGAUGCUAAGGGAGCUUGAGCAAGAGAAUGGCUUUGUGUAUCAUGAAAGGGUACCCAUUGGUGUUGACCAAUUGCCCUCACCUGAAAGUAGGAUAAUAGUUGCAGCGGCGCCAUACAAUCCUAAGAGAUCGGAAACCAAACUUGUCUUUAAAAAGAUUGUCAAGCCUCGUUUGAGUAAAUCUCAGACCAUGUAAAAAAGAUUUUCUGCAAUGUGUAUGUUUUAUUUUUAUUUUGGUGUUCAAAAGAUUCUCAAGUUGAGAUCAAACAACACUCCAAUUAUUAAAAAAAUUCUCAUCUAUACAUAGAUUUUUACCUCCCA
This is a messenger RNA of Papaver somniferum (opium poppy), 1644 nucleotides long. RefSeq names its product programmed cell death 6-interacting protein-like. Lineage: Eukaryota; Viridiplantae; Streptophyta; Magnoliopsida; Ranunculales; Papaveraceae. Bases 347 to 1519 code for a protein of 390 amino acids. The record is from RefSeq and is a predicted model, not a curated record. The transcript has 7 exons.